GCUGCAGCUACCAGGAUGCAUGAGCAGGAUGUAUGCAUGUUGACACGUAACUGUUGUCUCAGCAUUCUUGUUUUAGCUCACCAAACAUUCUUGACAGGAUUUCCUUCAAGCCUUCAGACUGUGGAGGAACUUAUCCAGGUUGUCACUACAGUGGUCUUCACGUCAUCAGCUUCGCAUUCUGCAGGGAACCGUGGACAGUAUCCACAGGUAACCAUGGCUGAGUACAAGUUAGAGAUGACAACGGGUGACAUGCAAUAUGCAGGAACAUCGGACUACAUGUAUGUCACCUUAUUUGGAACUGAGGAGCAGAGUGAGCGAACUUUGAUGGACAACUAUGGCAUCGACUUUCAAAGAGGGGCAACAGGGAGCUACACCGUGAAAACCAGUUUUUCUCUGGGCAAACUUUUUCUGGUUAAGGUUGAGAAGGACCAGUAUUUAUGUCUCCCAGAAGAUGAGUGGUACUUCUCCAAAAUGGUGGUGACGACUCCAGAAGGAGAUGUCAUUCUUUACCCCUGUUACAGAUGGAUUGGCAGGGGAGAAAUGGUGGAGCUGAGAGGAGGGAGAGCAAUGAAAGCUUUUGAGGAGGAUCACCCCCUGUUGAUUGACCACCGGAAGAAAGAGCUGAUGCUCAAAAAGAGCUUGUUCCAAUGGAAGAGUAUGGGUGAAGGACUACCCCACAUCAACAGUUUCAAUGACGUGUCUGAGUUCCCAGCUGAAAUCCGCUUCUCCGAUUCCAGAACAGCUGACAUCCGUUACUCAAAAGCUAUGAC
Notothenia coriiceps (black rockcod) is the source of this 770-nucleotide messenger RNA. Its product is annotated as hydroperoxide isomerase ALOXE3-like. Lineage: Eukaryota; Metazoa; Chordata; Actinopteri; Perciformes; Nototheniidae. Gene Ontology annotation, biological process: lipid oxidation. Gene Ontology annotation, molecular function: oxidoreductase activity, acting on single donors with incorporation of molecular oxygen, incorporation of two atoms of oxygen; protein binding; metal ion binding. The record is from RefSeq and is a predicted model, not a curated record. The annotation marks the transcript as partial. The transcript is spliced from 5 exons.